AUGCCUGUCCUCCAAUUCUACAUAAAUCCCAACCAGCUCAGCCUCGCGGAGAAGGAAGAGCUGUCCAAAACGUUGACAGAUUACUACGCACAAUCUAUGCCAGAUUUUUUCGUCGACAUCAUGUUCAACGAGCUUCCACACGACUCAUUCUUCAUUGGUGGCAAACCCACAAAUGGAAAGUUCGUACGCUUCACAGCGGAUCACAUCGCUGUAAACUGGGAUAAGGAAAAGGAUGCCAAGCGAGCGAAAAGGUACCUAAACUGGCUUGGGGGAGUUUUCAAGGAGCGGUUUGAGCCGAAGGGUUGGACUUGGGAGUUCCACGUCACGGAGAGCGACAAAAAAUUGUGGAGAAUUCAGAGUUUGGUUCCGCCGUUGCUGGGAAGCGAGGAGAUGAAACUCUGGGUUGAGGCUGGUAAAGGAGUUCCGUGGGAGGGAAUGGAGAAAUAG
Molecule: messenger RNA, 447 nt
Organism: Hyaloscypha bicolor E
Lineage: Eukaryota; Fungi; Ascomycota; Leotiomycetes; Helotiales; Hyaloscyphaceae
Exons: 3
Coding region: 1-447 (148 amino acids)
Source: RefSeq, a predicted model, not a curated record